CAAAACAAGACGGUUCUUUAUUUUCCUCUUGGCAUCUCCCAGCUCCAUCGAUGAUGUCGUCGUGUCUCUCACCACCGGCUUCUUGACUCCACCAUCAGCACCCAAACCCACCCUCUCUGGGCCUUGUUCAGUGGCUAGAGCAAUUGCUGUGAUUGAUGUACAUGGUUCUUCUUACUCUUCACCUUAUCCUCGCAACAACUCCAUGAAGUAGAUGGUGAAAAAGAAAGAGCUCGAUACAACAUCAGCAAGCGGCUGAGGAGAGCCCUGACGUCAUCCCGCCUCGCGCCCGGCCUUCCUGAGGAGGAGGAGGAGGAGGCGGCGGCGACGGGAUUCGGUUGCCGGGGCAACGGGAGGAGAGGCUCUCCCCUCAGCCCGGAGACCGAGGCCUUCCCCCCCUCGUCGCGCCGCCAGGAUGAGGCCCGCCUCGCCCCUUCCCGGCCGGCUGGUGGUGGUGCUGGAGGCGGCGGCGGCGGCGGCGGCGUGGAGGGGAGAGGCCUAGCCCCGAGGGGAGGCGUGCCUGGGGACCAGCGGCGCAAAUGGACAUCAAAGGCCAGUACUGGACCGAUGAUGAUUCCGAUGGAGAAAAUGAGUCGGAGGAGUUUUUAUACGGAGUACAGGGGACCUGUGCGGCAGACCUGUACCGUCACCCGCAGUUGGAUGCGGACAUUGAGGCUGUGAAGGAGCUCUACAGCGAGAAUUCUGUGUUCGUCCGAGAAUAUGGGACCAUUGAUGAUGUGGAUAUCGAUCUGCAUAUCAACAUCGGCUUUCUAGAUGAGGAAGUGGCAACAGCGUGGAAGGUCUUACGGGCCGAGCCCAUUGUCCUCCGGCUGCGGUUCUCCCUUUCGCAGUACCUGGAUGGCCCCGAACCAUCGAUUGAGGUUUUCCAGCCAUCCAAUAAGGAAGGGUUUGGACUGGGCCUACAGCUGAAGAAGAUCCUGGGAAUGUUCACAUGCCAGCAAUGGAAGCACCUCAGCAACGACUUCCUGAAAACCCAGCAAGAAAAGCGACACAGCUGGUUCAAGGCCAGUGGCACCAUCAAGAAAUUCCGGGCAGGUCUCAGCAUCUUUUCACCCAUUCCCAAGUCUCCCAGCUUUCCCGUGAUCCAGGACUCCAUGCUGAAGGGCAAACUCGGAGUGCCGGAGUUGCGGGUCAAUCGCCUCAUGAACCGCUCCAUCUCCUGCACGAUGAAGAACCCAAAGGUGGAAGUGUUUGGCUACCCUCCUAGCACCCAGGCAGGUGUCGCGCCAUUCAACAUCCUGGUUGGCAGUCACUGCAAAAACAUUCCCACCUUGGAGUAUGGAUUCCUUGUCCAGAUUAUGAAGUAUGCUGAGCAAAGGAUUCCGACGCUGAAUGAAUACUGUGUGGUAUGCGAUGAACAGCACGUCUUCCAGAAUGGAUCCAUGCUGAAGCCAGCUGUGUGCACGCGGGAACUGUGCGUCUUCUCUUUCUACACUCUGGGUGUGAUGUCCGGUGCUGCAGAAGAAGUGGCCACAGGGGCAGAGGUGGUGGAUCUGCUCGUGGCCAUGUGCCGAGCAGCGUUGGAAUCCCCCCGCAAGAGCAUCAUCUUUGAGCCUUACCCCUCCGUCGUGGACCCCAGUGACCCAAAAACCCUUGCCUUCAAUCCCAAGAAGAAGAAUUAUGAGAGGCUGCAAAAGGCUCUGGACAGCGUCAUGUCAAUCCGUGAAAUGACUCAAGGUUCCUACCUGGAGAUCAAGAAGCAAAUGGACAAGCUGGACCCUCUGGCUCAUCCUCUCCUUCAGUGGAUCAUCUCCAGCAACAGGUCUCACAUUGUUAAGCUACCUCUCAGCAGGCAGCUGAAAUUUAUGCACACCUCACACCAGUUCCUCCUGCUGAGCAGCCCUCCUGCGAAGGAGGCCCGCUUCCGAACGGCCAAGAAGCUCUAUGGUAGCACUUUCGCCUUCCAUGGCUCUCAUAUUGAGAAUUGGCAUUCUAUUCUGCGCAAUGGACUGGUCAAUGCCUCUUACACCAAACUGCAGCUGCAUGGAGCAGCCUAUGGCAAAGGCAUCUAUUUGAGCCCCAUCUCCAGUAUUUCCUUUGGAUAUUCAGGGAUGGGCAAAGGGCAGCACAGGAUGCCUUCAAAGGAUGAACUGGUGCAGAGAUAUAACCGAAUGAACACCAUCCCUCAGACCAGAUCCAUCCAGUCCAGGUUCUUACAGAGUCGUAAUCUGAAUUGCAUUGCACUUUGUGAAGUGAUUACAUCGAAGGAUCUCCAGAAGCAUGGCAACAUCUGGGUCUGCCCUGUGUCGGAUCACGUCUGCACCCGCUUUUUCUUUGUGUAUGAAGAUGGCCAAGUAGGAGACGCCAACAUCAAUACUCAGGACCCCAAAAUCCAAAAGGAAAUCAUGCGCGUGAUUGGCACUCAGGUGUAUACAAACUGAGUAAGGUGGAGGAUCUCUUUCCCUUCUGCACAUGACCAGCGCUGCUCCUGCCCCCUCUGACCUGGGCAGAAGGGAGCCAGGUGUUGGAGGCUACAGAGGAAGCAAUGAUCACCCUGGCUGGAUAAGGGCCCAGACCCAUGGAGAGUUUGGGGUGGGUGGGAGAAGGGGGCAACCUGCAUCACCUCUGAGCUGCAGAGGCCCAUGGGAAUGCCUCUGGAGGACUGGCAGUUGCUCUUGCCACCCUAGAUGUAGAAUAUCCAAGAGACACUCGGAGGGGGUGGAGUGACUUGAACUCAUCUCCCAUGAACAGUUGGGGCUGUGGGCCCUGUACUCCCACCUUUGUGGCGAUGACAUUUUUAACAAUGAAAAAAGGAAGAAGAAGAAAAGAAAAGAAUCAAAAAAACAAGUGAGCGAGAGGGUGUGUGAGCAAAUGGUUUUAGCUUAUUAAAAUUCUCUUUAAAAUAGAAAUAAGCUGUUGCAUGCCAGUGUAAACUUUGAGCAUGAUGGUGGCCAGCAGAUUUCCGGCUCGCUGUGCCAUGGGGAACACACUGAUCUUGUUUGAGUUCGGAAACUAGAGGAGGGUUGGUCGUUAGAAAUUAGGGACUGCCGUAAAAUGCAAGGGCUUCCCAGGUAGGGUGGGGGGAAAGUCUGGCCUGAGAAAUUGCAGUGAUGAAGAGUUGACCCAGCUUGGGAAUAUGGACUGGUGGUCCCUAUAAGGCAGCUUCUUACAUGUCCCCUUCCACUCUUUCUUCCUCUCUCUUCCCCAGGGAGACAAGAUAGCUCUUUGAGCUGCCCUAUUCCCCCCUUCUGGAAUGGGUGCAUUUAUGAAUGUGUCACAGUCACCAACUGGACAACAAUUUGUGUGAAAGGGCAAACAGCAUUAAGUACA
Pogona vitticeps (central bearded dragon) is the source of this 3288-nucleotide messenger RNA. NCBI's taxonomy places the organism in Eukaryota, Metazoa, Chordata, Lepidosauria, Squamata, Agamidae. The record is from RefSeq and is a predicted model, not a curated record.